AUGUAUUGGGAGACUACCGUGAAGCAGAAAAGGGAAGAUCGUGAUGGUGCCAUCCAAAGCUGCGAGGCUCAGCUCUCCGCCGUUGGCGAUGAAAGCAUUGUCCCAGAACAUGCCGAUAUUUCCUCCCUUAUCGAAAAAUUGAGGACGGGGGAGAUAACAGCAGAGAAACUGGUCUCUGUUACGAUCCGCAGGGCCAUCGCUUCACACAAUGAGACAAACUGCCUCAGCGAACCUUUGUUCGAUAGUGCACUUGAACGCGCGAAAAGUCUCGAUGAGUACCUCCAGAAACACAAACAGCUCAUUGGUCCUCUCCAUGGCAUUCCGGUCUCGGUGAAAGACCAGUUCAACGUCGCUGGCGUCGAUACUACGCUAGGCUAUGUCGGCCGCUCAUUCAAGCCCGCCAGCGACAACGCCGUGAUGGUGAGCAUUCUGGAGAAGCUAGGUGCCGUCAUCAUAACGAAGACAGUUAUCCCCCAGAGCAUCAUGUAUGGCGAAACUGAAAGCCCACUUUGGGGACUGACUACAUAUCCUGGUAGACCAGAGCUUUCACCAGGUGGCUCAUCAGGUGGAGAGGCUACUCUGAUGCGAAUGUCUGGAUCACUUGGGGGCUGGGCAACUGACAUUGGCGGUUCAAUCCGCGUUCCAAGUCACCUAUGCGGCCUUUUUGGACUGAAGCCUUCGUCUGGUCGGUUCUCAUACUCCGGUGCAGCGAAUUCUCAUGAGGGACAGUCUCAUGUUCCUUCAUCAAUUGGUCCCAUGAGUCCAUCGCUCCCGAACCUCAUCACUUUGACCAAGGAAUGUCUGCUAGCAGAACCAUGGAAGCUUGAUCCGGGCGUCGUCCCGAUUCCAUGGCGACAGGCCGGUUUUGAGGGCGUGCAGAAGCGAAAACUCACCAUCGGCAUUAUCCUUGACGAUGGAGUCGUGCGACCUCAUCCAGAAAUCCAAGAAGCCGUCCGCCGUGCAGUGGCAAUCUUCGAAAAGGCAGGGCACAAAGUUAUUCCGUGGAGUACAGCAGACCACUCAAGCUGCAUCGAGAUCCAGGACCAGUUCUACCGUGCAGACGGUGGGGAGGAUAUCAAGACCGAAGUCGCUGUUGCAGGCGAGCCGAUGAUUGCGCAUGUCGAGGCGCUGGUCAACUCAUCCAAACCGAUAUCUGUGUAUGAAUACUGGCAACUCAACCGCCGAAAGACGGCAGCACAGGAGGCUUACAAUAGGAAAUGGACUACAACUGCUGGUCUCGAGGAUGGAGAAUGCGUCGACAUUAUAAUCAGUCCUGUAUCGCCUCAUACAGCUGUUCCGCAUAGGUCGAGCAGAUGGACUGGCUACUCCAAGAUAUGGAACUUUCUCGACUACACAGCCAUGUCGUUCCCAUUUGCAAAAUUUGGAAGCCCGGGAGAUCCAACAUCGUCUAGUAUAUAUGUCGCUGCGGCUGACGAAGCACGCCAGAGUUAUCUACAUGAUUAUGCGCCGCGCAACGCGAUUGAUGAGUGGAUACGGGGCCUCUACAAUCCUGAGGCGAUGCAAGGGCUUGAUAUUGGAGUGCAGAUCAUUGGAAGGAGGUAUGAAGAGGAAAAGGUGUUGGGCGUGGCGUCAUUGUUAGAAAAGCUCAUCCGAGCUUGA
Fusarium mangiferae is the source of this 1620-nucleotide messenger RNA. RefSeq lists its product as uncharacterized. The transcript is spliced from 3 exons. Bases 1 to 1620 code for a protein of 539 amino acids. NCBI's taxonomy places the organism in Eukaryota, Fungi, Ascomycota, Sordariomycetes, Hypocreales, Nectriaceae. The record is from RefSeq and is a predicted model, not a curated record.